AGGAGGGGGCUUCAGUCCACCAGAUACGCUGCUUGCAUCUGGCAGAGGGAGAAAAGCCAGAGAGACUUUCAGGGAAAGAAAGUGAGGGAGCGAGCAGGGCUGGGGCUGCAGAGAAAGCCAGCAGCAGCAGCAGCAGCCCAGUCAAGAGGAGAGAGAGCUUGCUACAAGGCAGUCCUCACUGCAGGUACCUCUCAAGCCAAACCAGUCCUCCUCAUCAUGGAUGUCUUUAAGAAAGGCUUCUCCAUUGCCAAAGAAGGGGUGGUGGCUGCUGCAGAAAAGACCAAGCAGGGAGUGACUGAAGCUGCUGAGAAGACCAAGGAAGGGGUGAUGUAUGUCGGGGCAAAAACUAAAGAGGGUGUAGUGCAGAGUGUGACUUCAGUCGCUGAGAAGACCAAAGAACAGGCCAAUCUUGUGGGUGAAACUGUAGUGGCCAGUGUGAACACAGUGGCAAAGCAGACCGUAGAAGGAGCAGAGACCAUUGUAACCACCACUGGGGUUGUAAAAAAGGAGGAUUUAGCACACCCAGAGCAGCCUGAAGAGCCACCCGAGGAGGCUGCAGAAGAUGACGCCCCAGUGGAAACCACAGAAACCAGUCCAGAGGGUGAAAAUGAAGGAAAUUAACCCUCCUCGGGUCUUCUAGUAGGAGGGGGGAAAAUAAUGAGAAUCCCAGGAGUAAAUGCAGAAAUGUUAGCUGACACCAGAGCAGGGAAAGCACUCAUACCGUAGGCUAACUUCAUUUGGCACUGCAGUCUUUCACUUGCCUCGUAUCAAACUAUCAUAGAUGUCUGUCAGACUCUUGAUCAUAUGUGUUAGGGGUGACUUUGUGUGCACAGCACAUUGUGCGUCUCCCUUUCUGUCGAUUUCCUUUGUGCUUUCUUCUUUGCCCAUCUUCAAGCUUUCCAAGCGCGUGGCCUGGUAGCUGAUGUGUCUUAGCACAGUUGUGGUUGGAAUCGCCGAGCAAUGUCUUUUGCCCACUAGCAUCAGCCCUCGAGAUCCCUGGAAAUGGUGGACAUAUUUUCUUUUCUAAAGAGACAAAA
Molecule: messenger RNA, 1037 nt
Organism: Pogona vitticeps (central bearded dragon)
Lineage: Eukaryota; Metazoa; Chordata; Lepidosauria; Squamata; Agamidae
Gene: SNCG
Product: synuclein gamma
Biological process (GO): synapse organization; chemical synaptic transmission; synaptic vesicle endocytosis
Cellular component (GO): axon terminus; cytoplasm; neuronal cell body
Molecular function (GO): cuprous ion binding
Source: RefSeq, a predicted model, not a curated record